Platichthys flesus (European flounder) is the source of this 7914-nucleotide messenger RNA. RefSeq names its product tensin 2a (gene tns2a). Lineage: Eukaryota; Metazoa; Chordata; Actinopteri; Pleuronectiformes; Pleuronectidae. Gene Ontology annotation, molecular function: protein binding; protein tyrosine phosphatase activity. Gene Ontology annotation, biological process: peptidyl-tyrosine dephosphorylation. The record is from RefSeq and is a predicted model, not a curated record. Bases 798 to 5951 code for a protein of 1717 amino acids. The transcript is spliced from 28 exons.
GGGCACGAGCGCCUGCAUCUGGGAGCAGGAAACAAGAGGGGAGCUGAGGAGCAGAGAUGGGUGGGGGUGAGAACAGAGAGGUAAUUGUAUAUGUGUGAGUGAGGCAACCCAUAGUCGAGGGGUUUAGAAGCAGGAGGAGAGGGAAAGAGCAGGAAGGGAGAGACUGCUCCUGGGAAGGACUGGGAGAAGAAGAAGAGUAGCAACAAGAGGAGAGGAAAAAGGGAUAGAAGAAGAUAGAGAGAGGCAAACACAGAGGGGCUUCACAGGAUGGAGAGAUGAGUCCUCGCGCAGUGACCCCAGGGUCACGUGUGUGAGUCCAGAGACAGAGGAUGGAGUCGGUGUGAUCGACAGUCAUAAAAAAAAACAGUGAGAAAGUUAAGUUGGAGAAAACUCAGAGAGUUUGGGUGUUUGCAAGUGUGUGUGAAACAAAGAGGAGCAGUGAGAAGGGGGUGGAGGCAGAGAAAUGGGGAGUCCACAUGUGGCAGCACUGAGUUGGAGAGAGAGGUGUUUUUAAAGUGUGUGGAAGGUGGGGAGGGGGCAGUGCGAGCAUGCAGAGUGUAUCCUUCCCUCUGUCCCUGCAGCGGCAUUGAACGACAGCCAGGAAAAGAGGAAGGGCGUCCUUCUCUUCCACCUCCUCCUCCUCUCCAGCUGACAAAAACAGCUGCCCAGGAGCCCGCUCAGAGGACGAGGGGAAGAGGACAGAGAGGGAGAGAGGAGGAGGGAGGACAAAAGAGAGAGAAAAGAAAGAGUGGAGAGAGGAGGAAGAAGUCCCAAAGUCCAGGACCCCGUCCACCUAUAUGGGUUGCGUCCUGAGCUUGGACGGGUGCGGGGAGGAAGAGGUGCAACCGCUGCCGGUGGUCAGAGACUCGACCCUGAAGAGAAGGAGCCUGGAGAGGAGUGAGAGUGGCAGGAUGAGGCUGACAAAGGCGGGGAAGGGAGAGCCCCACAUCUUCAAGGAGAAGACCUUCAAGAAGAAGCGGCAGUGCAGCGUGUGUCGGCAGAACGUGGAUCACGUGGGCUCCUUCUGCAGAGUAUGCAAGACAGCCACCCACAGGAAGUGCGAGGUCAAGGUGACCUCUGCAUGCAUCCCAGUGCCUCCCAAUGAUCUGCAGCGUCGAGGGACUGCGCCUCCUCGACACACCCAACACCUGGGGUCCACCAAGUCUCUGACCUAUACCAAACAGAGGAACACCCUGCCAAGGAGCUUCAGUGUGGACCGCGUGAUGGAGAGAGUGAUGGAGCGCCACUACGACUUUGACCUGACCUACAUCACCGAGAGGAUCAUCUCCGUCUUCUUCCCCCCAAACCUGGAGGAGCAGCGGUACCGGCUGAACCUGAAGGAGGUGGCUGCCAUGCUCAAGUCCAAACAUCAAGACAAAUUCCUGCUCCUGAAUCUCUCCGAGAGGCGCCACGAUGUCACCAAAAUAAAUCCUAAGGUUCAUGACUUUGGCUGGCCUGACCUCCACGCCCCACCGCUGGAUAAGAUCUGUGCCAUAUGCAAGGCCAUGGAGACGUGGCUGACCUCUGACCCCCAGCACGUGGUGGUCCUGCACUGCAAGGGCAACAAAGGGAAAACAGGCGUGAUCAUUGCAGCCUACAUGCACUACAGCAAGAUCUCUGCAGGGGCGGACCAGGCUCUCAGUACUCUCGCCAUGAGGAAGUUCUGUGAAGAUAAGGUGUCCUCUUCCCUCCAGCCGUCCCAAAACAGGUAUAUCUAUUACUUCGGGGGCCUCCUGUCCGGGGCGAUCAAGAUGAACAGCAGCCCUCUCUUCCUCCACCAAGUUCUCAUCCCAUCACUCCCAAACUUCCAGGGUGAAGGAGGUUACUUCCCCUUCAUGAAGAUCUAUCAGGCCAUGCAGUUGGUCUACACUUCAGGGAUAUAUGACCUUCAAGGCACCGGAGGCAGGCGGCUGUGUGUCACCAUUGAACCAGCACUUCUGCUGAAGGGUGACAUCAUGGUCAAAUGCUACCACAGGCGAGCCCAGAGUGCAGACAGAGACACAGUGUUCAGGCUGCAGUUCCACACGUGCACCAUCCACGGAUCCCAGCUGUGGUUUGGCAAAGGGGAGCUGGACGGAGCUUGUGUCGAUGAGCGUUUCCCAUCAGAUGCAACAGUCGAGUUUGUCUUCUCCUCUGGACCUGAGAGGAUCAAAGGACGUGAGUACCAGAAGAACGACCCGGCUGUCACAGUCGACUACCACACGGCUGACCCAGUAGUCCGCUGGGAUUCCUAUGAGAACUUUAACCAGCGAUACCAGGACAGUCUGGAGGAUAUUGCCCACACCAGAGGUCCUGUAGAUGGAAGUCUCUACGCUCAGAUAAAGAAACGUCGAGGGCCAAGCUCUGGUUCUCUCACCUCGACCAAUGGCAGCAGCCCAGGAGCGGGUCCUUCUGACCAUAGACCUGAUCAUCUCAUCAGUCAAGGUUCUGACCCCGCCCUCUCAGGCCAUUCCAUCCACUUGAACCAACCGUCUGUCCAUCCUGACUGCCAGGAUGAGCCUGUUCGUCCGCCGCCUCCGACCAGACAAGAGCGAGAGGACCUUGCACGUCUUCUUGGAGGCAUAGAGGGAAACCGGGAUGGGGAACGAGAGACUGCCAUCUUGGAUGAUGGAGACUCCCUGCCCUCUGAACGAACUGGGACGCUGGGGCUCAGUCGGUCGUGUUCCUGCCGAGAUGGGUAUCGGUCCCAGCGCUGUGCUGAGCCUGGUUGUGACCGUACUCUCCUCAUGCCUAACGGUUACUGCCUCGAUCGUGCUCCUGGAACCAACGGGCACCACGGGGCGACCCCUUCUGCCAGCCCGAACCCAGCUGCUCCUCCGUCACACAUGGAUCUGUGCCAGCACUACAGCCCCCACUCCCACCAGUCCCUCCCCCCUCCAGAUUUGGUGUGGGACCGCCAGAGCGGCCCUCACUUCCUGCACCGGUCCUGCUCAGAGGCCCCUUCAUCCAGACAUAUCUGCCCAUACCCAUCACCAGACCUUACCCCCCACCCUCACAACCCCCCACUUCACCACCCUCUGUCUGCCCCGGGUCACCUUUGCUGUCGAGAAGACGACUACGGUCCCUACCAUCACGCUCCCCCACCUCACAGCCAUCACCAUGCACACCUCCCCAAAUCCUCCACCAGCCCUAACUACAAUGAUAUCAUGCUGUUGGAUGGUCUUCCACCCCCUGGCUGCCCAUGCAGAGACUGCGCUAUCAGGCGGGAAGACUAUCACAACCCCAGGCUGGACAGAGGUGACAGCUUCCACUGGGACAGAGAGGCAGAGCUUCAGCACAGGGAGGUGGGGCUGAGGAGAGCCAGGGACACAGAGUUACCCAGAGGGUCAGAGCUCCACUGGGAGAGGGAUACUGGACCCAGACGAGGACGAGAGCUGUCCCUCCACUGGGAGCGAGACAGGGAGGCUGAGCUGCAGUGGGAGAGGGACAGAGAGGCUGAAUACUGGCAUAGGAGAGCCACUGUAGCCUCCUAUGGCCCACAGGGUCACGAUCUGCCGGCCUUCACAUUUGACCCUUUACCAUCGGGUCACCCUGCGUAUCCAGAGGCGUCGAGGUCUCACGCUCAUUCUCACCUGGAUCUGAAGUACAGCAGCAGCAGCAGCGGUUACCAAACACCCCGGCAGGUGUGCCCCUGCUCGCCUUACCAGCCCUCACCAUCUGAAAGCAGGGGCUAUGCCUCGGGGUACCAGUCUGAGUCCACAUCCCCGCUGCCUCCAGCUUCCUCCAUGACAGGGCCCUGCAGCCAUAGCAACGGGCCAGCAGAGCAUAACCACAACCAUCACCAUCCAGACUCACAGCAGUCAUACAGCUCUGACUCACACACUGAUGGUCUUCGUAGCUCUGGUGAGAGUGUGGGCUGGAGGGACCACAUUACCCACGGGUCCUUUAGAAGGAACCAUAGAGAAGGCCAUAGAGAAGUUCACGCUGCCUGCUCUACGCCAUCUGACAUGUCCGGACCGUCCACUCCCGUCCACACCAGCAGCCCUCUGCGCACAGUGGAAAGCCCCAGUCCAGGAGGGAGGGAGUAUGAGAUCCGGACCACAGACAUCAUCAGCAGUGACUACGAGGCUUCUCAGCCCCAGGUCAGACGCUACGGAGCUGAUAAUGUCGUUCAGCAAUCCCUGGAAAGCCAAAUAAGUAGCGCAGAGCCGUCAUCUACCAAAGACACACAGUCACACACAAACACACCCACACAAACAGACACCCACAACCACUGCAAGGCACAAAUAAACCCAUCCCCUAUGACCCCCAACCAGCAGCACUGUAGUCCAGAUCUGCCUUCAGCUUCUUCCUUUGACUCUGUGACACCGUCCACAUCAAACCAGGAACACUGUCCGAACCCUUCAUCCCCUGUUCAUGCUUCACCUGCACAAGACCCACACCCCCAACCCCGCCCUCUCCAACUGCAGACCGUUCACCCUUCAGAGUCUGCUGCUCUGCCCUCCCCUCUGGCACAAGCGGUGUCUCAGCCUCAGAGCCAGUCUCAAGCCAAUGGCUCUGCCGGACCAACCCCACCCGAGGUCAACGGAUCAUCUCCAGCCAGAGAAUCUCACCCAGACACUCCAAAACCGACCAACACUCAUCCAUCAUCAUCCCCCCAUCCUGCAUCCAGCAGCAUGGAAGAUUCCCCUGUCUCCGACACCCCAGUUCCCGGAUUCGCCACGCUGGGAAGGAGGCUGAUGUUGAGUGGGCCUGACCCGAACCACCCUCACCACAACCAGCAGCACGGACCCACCCAUCAUCACUACCCGUCCAUGGAACACGGUGCCGCUCUGGAUACCAACAAGAGGCACUGCUACUCCGCUCACUCCCCACAGCUUCAUCCUUCCUCCUACUUCAACUACUCUACCAUCUCUAUCCCCCUUCCUCAACCCCAACCACCUUUGCCAGAGAAGCGCCACCCAUCCGCCCAGGCAAGUUCCCCUUCUGAUGGGGCAGGAACUCUGAGGCCAGCCGUUGGCCACAUGCCUCCCUCCACUGCCAGCACCACCCAGCAUCAGCACCACGUCACGUUCUCUCCCACCGUGGGAGAAUUAGCACCCCCUUCAGGCGACAAUGAAGGAGUGGCCUCUGUGGAGCCUGAGAAUUCAAAUAGGGUCAGUGUGAAGUUUGUCCAGGAUAGUUCGAGGUUCUGGUACAAGCCUGGUAUCUCCAGAGAGCAAGCAAUCGCAGCUCUGAAGGAGAGAGAGCCAGGAGCCUUCCUGAUCAGAGACAGUAACUCCUUCCAGGGGGCCUAUGGUUUGGCCCUGAAGGUGGCUACUCCUCCUGCCAAUGUCAACCAAAGCAGCAAGGUGAGUGACCCACUGGAGCAGCUGGUCAGGCACUUCCUCAUAGAGACAGGCCCUCGAGGAGUCAAGAUUAAAGGAUGUCAGAAUGAGCCCUACUUUGGAAGUCUGUCUGCACUGGUCUGCCAGCACUCCAUCACACCCAUCUCUUUGCCAUGUGCUCUGAAGAUCUCAGAGAAAGAUCUGAUAGGAGAGGUGCAGGAGGUUCAGCCAGUGAGUAACGUCAGCACGGCUGCUGACCUGCUGAAACAAGGAGCAGCCUGUAACGUCCUCUACCUGAACUCCGUGGAAACUGAGUCUCUGACCGGCCCCCAGGCCAUCGCCAAGGCAACGGAUGCUACACUGAGUCGUAACCCGCGUCCUGCUGCCACUGUGGUACAGUUCAAGGUGACGUCACAGGGCAUCACGCUCACUGACAGCCAGCGCAGGGUUUUCUUCAGGAGACAUUACCCAGUGAACAGCGUCACAUUCAGCAGCGUAGACCCUAAAGACAGGAGGUGGACUAACUCAGACAACACCACUGUUAAGGUGUUUGGUUUCGUGGCGAAGAAGCCCGGCAGCGUGGCAGAGAACGUCUGUCACGUGUUUGCCGAGCUGGACCCCGAACAGCCCGCCUUGGCCAUCGUCAACUUUAUCAACAAGGUCAUGUUGUCACAGCGGCGGUAGACAAGGACAGGAAAGGAGACGCGGAGCAGACAAGCAGGGACAGUGUUAACGGGGAGUUUGACUGGACAGUGACAGUGCUUGUGUUCUCUCAGUUUCAGGCCGUGACGCUAAUCUUUGUCCAUCAGGAGAUGACGUGACAAAGAUUUUCUUAUCGUUCCAUGUUAAUAUGUUCAGAAGGCAAUCGGAAAUCUUAGUCCACGAUCCAACUGAUGGUUUUUCAUUUGUCACGUCGACACUUUGUCUGCGACUAAACAGCCCACACAGCUCACAUGGGUUCAUUCUCUGGAGUCAUUACUUGGGAGAAAGUCCGGAGCCUCUGACUCGGACAUUUGCGUUUUCACAUACAGCCCCUCCAGAGAAAGUCAGGAGAUUAACCAGAGUACAGUCCAUGUCUGAAAGCAGCUAUUAUUGGAUGCGAACCCCCCCCCCCCCCACACACACACACACACACAUACACACCCCACACCCACACCAACAGACUAACAAAGUUAACCCUGCUCAACAUUAGAACUUUAACAUUUGUGGUCAGACAUGUUAUCUAUCAUUAAAAACUUCCUGUAGUUCUUUCUUCAGCAGAUUCAAAUUGGAUCACGAUUUUACUGCAGGAAACUGAACGAUAAUCAAUCUAUUUUCCAUAGUCAUUGUCGACCUCUGACCAUAUAAAGCUGAUUAAUUAAUGUCAGAGUUAACUGAACCAGUCUCACUGAAACCAAGUAAGAUAAGAUAAGACGUUUGUUUAUUGAUUAAAGCUGCACAAGGAAAUAGCAGCGGAGGGGGGGAAUAUGGAGUGGAAAAUAAAAAACAAGAAUAGAAACAGAAAGUGGAAUAAAUCAGAUUAGAAUUGAAAUAAUACUGCGUGGUUCUGCAAUUUACAAUAUGUGCAGCCGUCCUUCUUGGAAUUCGUAAAAGAAUAACUGACUUAGAUUUCUUCAUACAGGCUUCUGGUAAAUGAUUUUAUUCAUUCAAGCAAGCUUAAUGACACAUAGCAGCCUCUAUGUGUGUAUGUGUGUGUGUAUCUGUUACGACUGAGGUGUGUUAAGGGCAGAGGUUCAACACUUGGACCUGAUAAUUGCCUUUCAGAAAAACAGCAGGUGUUUAUAUUUUGUAUUGUUUUGUUAAAAGUGACCAAAGGCCUGAGGGUGAAGUUAAGUUUCUAUAUCAUGAGAUGUUCAUACGUAUGUACAGCACAUUCUACAGCCACUCUUGCCUUCAACCACACCCCCGCCCCACACUUAAUCGAUCGUUGCAUAAUCGACAAUCAUGUUUGGGUUUUUCUUCCCUCUCACAUUUAAACUCUAUAAUCGGAGCGAGCGAGAGACCAACGGUAACUCUCUAAUGAAAGCAAACAGGAACGUGAGCUCUAAACGAGGUUGUGUGCGAGGGAGUGACGAGUGACGAGGGCCUUCAGGUGAAUACGUCGGGUUUCAAGGUUUGGUUACGUCCACUUUUAAAGAAACGUAUGUGAAACGGGGAACAAGAUCGACGAGAAAGGACGUUCAUUGUUGAAGCACGCCGACGCCAUGACACGCACUGUGGUCAUUCACUGCUUCACAUCAAUAACGCAAAUCAGUUUUUUGAAUCUCACUAAAUGAUUCACACUGUGUUAGACAGAGAGUGGCCUAAAGACAAAGUGUACUUAACCAAAGACAAAGCACUCUUGUAUUAAUAAGCGUUUUAUCCACCUAUAUUUUUGUACUUAUUGCUUCAUGUAUUUUUACUAUGCGUUUAUUUAGUGUGUCGCCUCGUUUGGUAGAAAAACACUACUUGUAUUACAGCGUUAAUAUAUUGUGGUCUGUUUUCUUGUUGAUCUCUAUAUUAUGUAGUAAUAUAUUUUCACAUGCAGCUAUAGGACAGUGUAUGAGACAUACAAAGGAAAACAUUUGGUUUGAAAAGUAUAAUUAUGCUAUUUUGUAUGCAAAAACAAUGAAGAAUAGAAAUAAACUGAAAUGAUGUGGUACCUGAA